AUGAACAGCUUUGCCGUGUUUUUGGCGUUCGCUUCGCUGGCCGCCGUUGCCGUUGCCGAGCCGCCGUCCCCGUACAGUUACAACCGGCCGUCCGGUGGACACGGAGGCGGCAGCGGUGGUGGCUACAGCCACGGAGGUGGCAGCGGUGGCGGCUACAGCCACGGAGGCGGCAGCGGUGGUGGCUACUCGAGCGGCGGUGGCGGAUACGCCAGCAGCUUCUCCAGCGGAUCGGCGUUCUCGAGCGGCGGUGGUGGCUACCAGGCCGUCCCGGCCGGUGUGCAGACCUCCGAGGGCCUGAACGUGGACCCGCAGCUGCUGAACGAAAUCCGUCAGAUUCUGCUCCGCGAGGAAAGCCAGUCAUCGUCCUCUUCGUCUUCGGGUGGCGGCUUCGGUGGAUACCCGUCGGCGCCUUCUAGCAGCUACGGUGCACCAUCCGGCUCGUACGGACCUCCGUCGUCGACCUACGGUGUCCCCAGCGGUGGCUACACGAGCCGCGUCGUUGGCAUUGACCUCGAGGGUGUGAAGCAGGCCAUCCAGGUGGCUCAGUUCCUGCAGACCUCGUCCGCUUCGGUCCCGUCCGGCUCGUACGGUGCUCCGUCGGUUCCGUCCGGCUCGUACGGCGCUCCGUCGGCCCCGUCCGGCUCGUACGGUGCUCCGUCGCGCCCGUCGGGCUCCUACGGUGCUCCGUUCUAA
Molecule: messenger RNA, 693 nt
Organism: Anopheles coustani
Lineage: Eukaryota; Metazoa; Arthropoda; Insecta; Diptera; Culicidae
Product: keratin, type II cytoskeletal 1
Exons: 2
Coding region: 1-693 (230 amino acids)
Source: RefSeq, a predicted model, not a curated record